UACUCUGUUUGAGCAUUUGGUCUACUACACUGACUGGACCAAGAUGGCCGUUAUGAAAGCUAAUAAAUACAGCGACAACAGCCCACAAGAGCUCUACAGGACCUCUCAGAGACCACAUGGCCUGACUGUGGUCCAUGCAUACAGACAGCCCUUUGCAAGUAACCCCUGUGGCACCGAUCGAGGAGGCUGUGAACACAUCUGUGUUCUGAGUCACAGAACUGAUAACGGCGGUCUGGGAUAUCGCUGCCGCUGCCGGAUGGGUUUCGAUCUGCAUGCUGACGGCAAGAGAUGCAUGUCUGUGAGGCAGUUUCUACUGUUCUCCAGUCAGCUGGCGGUCAGAGGAAUCCCCUUCAACCUGUCCACGCAGGAAGACAUCAUUCUCCCCAUCACAGGAACUCCAUCUUAUUUCGUUGGAGUGGACUUCAGUGCUGCGGACAAUUCGAUUUUCUUCUCUGAUACGGGGAAGGACAUCAUCUACAAACAGAAAGUUGAUGGAACCGCAAUCGAGAAAAACUGUAAAGCAGUGUAUGUCUUUGUGCUCGGCAGUUAUAUUUUCUGGACUGACUGGUACCGUCCUGCGAAGAUUAUGCGGGCCUGGGGUGACGGGUCACAUGCUCAGUCGAUUGUAAACACCACUCUUGGCUGGCCGAAUGGCUUGGCCAUUGACUGGAGUGCCAUGCGGCUGUAUUGGGUGGACGCUUUCUUUGAUAAGAUCGAGCACAGCAACUUUGACGGACAAAACAGGUUGUCUUUGGAUCGCAUCACUCAGAUCUCCCAUCCGUUUGGACUUACUGUCUUUGGAGGUUAUGUGUACUUCACCGACUGGAGGCUGGGUGGAAUCGUGAGGGUCCGUAAAACAGACGGAGGGGAGAUGAUGAUCAUACGCCGAGGGAUCAGCCACAUCAUGCAUGUCAAAUCCUUCAACGCUGACUCGCAGAUUGGAUCUAACUUCUGCAACAGGCAAACAAACCCAAAUGGAGACUGCAGUCAUUUCUGUUUCCCAGCGCCGUACUCCCAGCGAGUGUGUGGCUGUCCAUACGGAAUGAAGCUGGAAGCGAAUCAGCAGACGUGUGUGGACGAUCCAUCCAAUGAGCCGCCGACCCUCCAGUGUGGCUCUAACUCCUUCUCGUGCACUAACGGGAAGUGUGUCCCCCAGAUAUUUAUAUUCAUAUAA
This is a messenger RNA of Sinocyclocheilus anshuiensis, 1174 nucleotides long. Its product is annotated as low-density lipoprotein receptor-related protein 2-like. The coding region runs from base 44 to 1174 and encodes 376 amino acids. The transcript is spliced from 7 exons. The record is from RefSeq and is a predicted model, not a curated record. NCBI's taxonomy places the organism in Eukaryota, Metazoa, Chordata, Actinopteri, Cypriniformes, Cyprinidae.